CCCGCUUGCAAAGUGGCACGAGGGAUGUCGAACAGCGUUGUUUUGCUCUCCGUAGAUUUUACUCGAUAAUACAAUAGCUUUGCGGCUUGAUAAUUCGCAACUAAUUUGUUGUUAUACAUUUAAUAAUAGGUACGAACAUUAAUAAUAACGUAAUAAUGGCGUUAAAUCCGUCAUACGAAGCCAUCGGCAAGGGCUUCGUGCAACAAUACUACGCGUUAUUUGACGAUCCUGUUCAGAGACCAAAUCUAAUAAAUAUGUACAAUACCGAAUCAUCCUUCAUGACCUUUGAGGGACUACAGAUUCAAGGAGCCAUCAAGAUUAUGGAGAAGUUAACUAGUUUAAGUUUUCAAAAAAUUAAUAGAAUAAUCACAGCAAUUGAUUCUCAACCGAUGUUUGACGGAGGUGUGUUGAUCAAUGUCCUAGGAAGGUUGCAGACUGACGAGGAUCAGCCCCACGCGUACAUCCAGACAUUUGUACUGAAGCCUAUUGGUACCAGCUUUUUCGUGCAGCACGACGUCUUCAGACUCGCGUUGCACGACACUGUCUAGAUGUCUGACACCGAUUGUCCAUCGAUCUUCAUUACCGGGCACAGGCAGACGAAGACCCACCGCAUGCUUUCUCGCAAAUCUUUGUGCUCAAGCCUUUGGGGAACUCUUUCUUCUGUCAGCACGACAUCUUCCGCCUCGGUAUUCAUGACACUGUGUGAGAUCUCUGUCUGCUACUCGAAGCGCUCGUCAAACACAAGUGAGCCACGCUCACAUCCAGCUUUAAGAUAAGUGAGCCAAAUCUUUCAUUUGAAUAUCCUUGGCAUAGCACGAAGCGCUCAUUAUCCCAUAGAUAUCACAGUUUUUAUACAAAGAAUUUCUGCUUAUCUUAUAACGUGGCCACAACAAAAGUUUUAAAAAUAAAUACAGUUCAGCAAUCA
Molecule: messenger RNA, 925 nt
Organism: Athalia rosae (coleseed sawfly)
Lineage: Eukaryota; Metazoa; Arthropoda; Insecta; Hymenoptera; Athaliidae
Gene: Ntf-2
Product: probable nuclear transport factor 2
Exons: 5
Coding region: 156-548 (130 amino acids)
Biological process (GO): protein import into nucleus
Cellular component (GO): nuclear pore central transport channel
Source: RefSeq, a predicted model, not a curated record